Molecule: messenger RNA, 604 nt
Organism: Vollenhovia emeryi
Lineage: Eukaryota; Metazoa; Arthropoda; Insecta; Hymenoptera; Formicidae
Exons: 2
Coding region: 16-435 (139 amino acids)
Source: RefSeq, a predicted model, not a curated record
CGGCGCGGUAUAUAAAUGUUACAGCUGCACUGCGAUGCCUGUAAAGACAGUGUAGCAGUGCAAGCAUUGGCAGCGCAAGAUUGCAACAUGAGACUAACAGUGAUAUUCUUGAUCGUGGCGAUCAUGGUGUGCGCCAUGUUCCAGGAAUCCGAACAACAAUGGGGCCGCAGAAGAUUCGACAGAAGAAGAUUCGGCGGAAGAUUCGGCGGCGGAAGAUUCGGCGGCUUCAGCGGCGGACAAAGCCUUGGAUGCCGCCGUAGAACCACUACGCCGACAACCACUACGACAACCACUACGCCAGCGCCAACGGCAGCUCCAACGGCAGCGACAACGGCAGCGACAACGGCAGCGCCAACGGCAGCGCCAACGGCUGCAGGUAGAAGAAGACGCGAGAUCGUCAUGGAUGCAAGUCCAUUUUUGGCAAUGGAAGGCUAAUAAAUAUGUAAAACCAACCGCGGAUGAAAACAAUGGCGAAAUUUGACGUAUGACUUCACUAGAAAGUAGCAUAACUGUAAUUGCACUAUUUACAAUUAAUCAGAUAAACUAUCACUUGCAGUAGCAUCUGAAUUGAAUUGCAAUAAAAAUAUAUCAAACACUUGAAUAU